This is a messenger RNA of Clunio marinus, 7616 nucleotides long. The record is from the annotation of a GenBank genome assembly. Lineage: Eukaryota; Metazoa; Arthropoda; Insecta; Diptera; Chironomidae.
AUGUCGUUAAGAUGUGGAUCAAGAAACUGCGGUGAUACAGAAAUUGCACAUGAAAAUGAAAUAGCUUUUUAUCAAGAUUUAAAUAAUGGAGGCUGGUGUUUAGGAUUGGUAUCAGAAAUUGUUUCUGAAGAAUCUAAGCUCCCACCUAAUAUUAGCUUACUUACUCUCGAAGAUGACAGAUUUCCAUUUGCAAUUCUAUGCAAACGUUGCAAUGGAAAACUUGGAAAGGUUUUGGUAAUUGCCGGUUUCCAUGAUUUUACAGCAAGUUUUUCGCCAAAACAUACAUUUUUGGUCGAGAGACGACAUAGUCUUCCGAUUAGACCAAAAGGCUAUUCCAAGUGGAAACAAUAUAUGGACAAUUUUUCAAAAAUUCGUCGCAUAACCGCAAACAUUACAGAUUUUUCUCCAUUGGUCGGAUUGGAUACCAUUCAUUUCCAUGGACCAGGAGAUUUGAAAGACAUUUUUGAAUACGGAAAACAAGUGGCUCAAAGAUCAAAUUUAAAUCCUAGACGUUAUCAAUGGAGAGCUUUUGUCUUUUCGUGUCUGAAUAACUGUUUGAUGUGUCUGCCGACGGGAAUGGGAAAGACUCUCAUUGCAAAUAUGGUUAUGAAAGCUUAUCAUCAGCGAAAUCCUAACCAGGGACAAGUUUUUAUUGUUCCCACAGUUGUUCUGGUCACCCAACAAGCUGAUGCGUUUGAACAAAACACUGGACUGAAAGCUAAAAGACGAAGUUCCCAACAUCCAACUGUGCUCUGGAAAUACGAUGAUAUUUGCUUUUGUACGCCAGCAAUGUUUGUCAAUGCAGUCAGAACAAAACAAAUUGAUAUGAACCAAUUGUCAGUGUUGGUACUAGAUGAAGCUCAUGAAGGCCACAAAUCUAAUUCGGAUUAUGGAAAUGUAGUUUCUUACAUCAUAAAGUGCCCUUUAUCAGAACGUCCACGCAUUCUUGGUCUCACAGCAUCGCCUUCGGGACUAAGUACAACAGAUAUUCAUCCAACGAUUUCAUCGCUCUGCACCAAACUCACAGCAUUACCAUUCUCACCCCUCAUUGAUGAUGAAAAAAAUAAAGAAGAUGCACAAAAAGUAGAAAGCUGCUACGUUGCAAUUCCAAAAUCUGCUUUUGAAGCUCAUUUCGAAAUGUUUGUUUUUGAUACACUUGAAGAUUUGUCAAAACUUCAUGACUUCUUCAAAAUGCAUUGGACUCCAAUUCCAAAACAUAUCUUUACGAAAUAUAAGAUUGAUAUUGCUUUGACAAAUUUACAACAUUCAAAACUGGUUGCAUAUUCACAAAAUGACAACGUAUUGCUGCAGUUGACUAUGUUAAUGACUAAAUGGAUUGAUGCUUUAGACAUGUUCACAAUAUAUGGACCAAAGAAAGUGAUCGAAUCCAUCAGAGAAUAUUUGGAAUUUACACAAUUGAAGAACCAUUUUUUGCCAUUCUUAAAUCCAAUUUUGUGCAAAAUUAAGAACGAUUUAAGUUUAAUGGAAAAUCGUUGGGAAAUUCCAAUAGAUUCGCCUCGUGUUGGACAAUUGCUAAAUUAUAUCAAAAUGAAUAUGAAUGAACAAGAACGAAUUUUGGUAUUCGUGGAACGUCGUAACACAACAGAGAGACUUUACCGACGGUUAAUUGAUGAUGAAGAAUUUGCAAAAUUGAAUCCUGAAUAUCUUUAUAGCUCAAAUAAUAACGGAAUGGAUAAAGAGAUUCAGAGAAAUGUGUUGAAAAAGUUUAAUGAAGGCAAAUGUCGGGUGCUGAUUUCCACAUCAGUUCUCGAACAAGGACUCGAUGUAUCUUCAUGCAAUGUUGUCAUUUGCUUCAAUGGUGUUAAUUCUACAACUUCCAUAAUCCAAUCGCGAGGUCGUGCAAGAAAGGACAAAUCGAAAUUUAUUGUUUUUGUUUCACCUGAAAAACAAAAACAUGUUAAUGACCUAUCAUCAAAGGAAUCUCAAAUUGAUUAUGUCAUUUGUCAAUUGAUGAACGAGUACAAAGCGACUUUUGAUUCAUCACUUAAUCAAGAUAUUGAGAAUUAUCUCGAAAGUAUCAAUGAAACUUUUGACUUUAAUGAAACAGAAACAAAUGAAGAAAUUUUCAGUGACGAUGAUGACGACGAAAGUGACGAUGAAAAUGAAAAGAAAUUCUUCAAACUUCAGUUCUUCAACUAUGCAAAUGGAGAUGAUUUAGCUGAACAUAUCAUCGCAAAUUUCAAUUCAAAAUAUGAUCGAUUGACAUUUAAGAAGCAGCACAUAGAAGCUCAAUUUUCAAUGAACAGUUCAACUGAUGAUGAACUAAAAAUCAUUAAGAAUAUUUCUUCACAUUCCGUUGGUAGUAAAGUUGGAAAUCCUCGAUCGUGGAUGAGAAUUCUCAGUUCAACUGAAAAUUUUUAUGAAAUGAAUAUAAGAAAAGGGUUGUCAUUGAAGUUUCAAAGUUUGUCAGGAUUUCACUUUGAAAACACAAAAACUGUCGAGCUUGAUGGUAUUUGGGAAGGAGAAAUAAUGAUGAAUGUUGAGAAAAAUCAAAUCAUUAUUUCAAAAUACGAUAAACAUUUCAUAAUCAGCGCAUUUGACGUUGACAAUCCAAUCCUGAUCAAUGAUUCAAAUAAUCAACUUGAAGUCUUUAUUUGUAUGCGCAAUCCACCAAGUUUCUUUAUUAACAAUGAAUAUGCUUCAUUUGACUUCACAAAUCGUUCAUUCAAUUUAUGUUUGAGAAGCUCGAUUUCGAUCAGCUCCGAACUUUCAAAAGAACUUUUCAUUUCAAUGCAAAGCUUCAGUUUACAAGUUUUUCAUGUUUUCAAUUUAUUUAUCAAGCAUGAUUUUCAACGACCACCGAUUAAUAUGCCAAAUAAUGACUUUGAUAAAAAUUAUCUCAUCAAAGAAUGGCACGAUAAACAUGCAGCAGUUUUCCCGCCGAUCCUUCCAACUCAUGUCGUCAAAGCAUUUUUUUCUAUCAAAUCAACAAUGCUUACACUUGUUUUAGAUGCAACAAUUCCAAUAAGAUUUCAAAAGUUGAAUCUGCCACAAGUUAAAGACUAUAACUUUCCUUUUGAAGAUUGUAAGCCAUUGAAGAACUACGCGAUGAUAGGACGAGUUAAAGUCACCCCGUCACGAAUUAUCGUCCAAUCAAAAGAAUUAAUUCAGUUAAAUCGAGUUUUUCGUUUUUUUCCUGAUCCACAAAAUUUUCUUCUUGUGAAGUUCUCGGAUGAAUACGAUGGAAAUCCAUGGCGGUCAGAAUAUAUCGAAAAGAAAUUUUUAAAUAUCCUUGAAAAUGGUUUUGAAAUUGGAGGAAAACGUUUCAUUUUUCUUGGUUGUUCAAAUUCUCAACUUCGUGUUGGUCAUUGUUGGUUUUCAUGUUUGGAUCGUGACGAAGUUUAUAGAAGAAUUGGAAAUUUUCCUUCAACAAUGAUUGCUGGUCGAAAACUUACCAGACUUGCAUUAGCUUUUGCUUCAAGCAUUGAAACUGUUCAGAUUGAUUCAACAUAUCUGAAUAAUGUGAAACCCGAUAUCAAACAUGAUAACAUUUGCUUUAGUGAUGGCAUAGGACGAGCUUCUCCAAGUUUAUUCAAGAAAAUCCAGGAAAUCAUGGACAUUCCACAACAUGUGUCUGCAUUUCAAGUUCGAAUUGGCGGCAUCAGAGGCGUGAUAAGUUUAUACGAUCAAAAAGAAGAUGUGAUGUUUAGAGAUUCAAUGAAGAAGUUUGAAAGCUCACAUAACAUGCUUGAAGUCUUGAAUUACAGUCGACCAAUUAAACUUCUUUUGAAUCGUCAUGUGAUUCUUCUUUUGUCAACCUUUGGAGUGUCUGAUAAAGUUUUUCUUGAUCUUCAAUACAAUCAAUUGACAGAAAUCAUGGAAUCUUUGUCACAAGAUGAAACUUCGUUAUCUUUCGUUAAAUCACAUUCGAAAAUAUUUAAUUGGGAAAGAUUUCAAUCUAAUCUGAUCGUUCAAGAGCCUUUCUUUCGACAAUUGCUGGUGAACAAUGCAACUUCAUUAGUAUCAGGAAUUGUUGAGCAUGCAAACAUUGAAGUCGCGAAAGGACGAGUUUUAAUGGGCGUUCUUGAUGAGACUGGCACGUUGAAAUAUGGAGAAAUUUACGCUCACAUCAUUGAAGAUGGAAUUGACAUGGUACUCGAAGGAACUGUCAUUGUGUUUAGAAAUCCUUGUGUUCUACCAUCAGACAUUCGAAUUCUUAACGCUCGAAGACAUUUUUUGCCAGAGAACUUCAAACAAUUUUAUAAAAAUUGUCUCGUUAUUCCUUCACGUGGCGUUGAUUCACAUGCACGUGAAUGUGCUGGUGGUGACUUAGAUGGCGAUCUUUAUUACAUUAUUUGGGAUCAAAAUUUUAUUCCCCCAAAUAUUCAACCACCUGGCUACAAAGUUGUUGAAGUUGCAACACAACCAAUCUCAAGUCACAAAUCAACUGUUUUGAUUGGAAAUGAUCACAAAGAAAUGAUGAAAUUUUUCUGUGAUUACGUUUCAAAGAAUCAACUGGGAAUUCUUGCAAAUGCUCAUCUCGCAACGUCUGAUAAGUUUGGAAUGUGUGAUGAAAGAAGUAUUGCACUGGCACGUUAUGUCGUAGCUGAAACUGAUGCACCAAAGAAAGGAUUUACAGUUGGUAAAGUUAAAGCUGAAUUGCUUCCAUCAGAGUACCCUGACUUCAUGGGUAAAGUUGAUAAACUAUUAUACCGUUCGAAGACUAUACUUGGUGACCUUUAUCGACAAGCCUCUCCAAUUUUAAACAUCUUGUUGGAGAAAAAACCUAAAUUGCAUUCAAAUCCGAAUUUCAACAUUGAUUACUCUCAUUCAAUUGAACGUCAUUACACUCAAUAUUGUUUUGAAAUCCAAAGAUUUUUAAAGAGUUUUGAAUUGGAUUCUGAAGCUGAACUUUUCUCGGGUACACCAAGAUGGCGACGUGGCCUUUAUUCAAUUUAUAAGCAACAAACACAUUUGCGUGCUAUAGUUGAAGAGAAUGUAAAGGAGUUUUGGAAAAAAUGGCUUUUGAUCUUUGAAAAAUGGUUGAAUGAGAAUGGACACAAUCAGGAAAGAAUUGUGGAAUGGUACAAUCGUCCAAAAUCAAGUCAAUGGCCGGCUCAUAGCUUUUCAAUGCUCGCCUUUCCUUACGUUGACUUUGAAGAGAAGAAAAGAAAAACUAUGAUCGAGUUUAUUGAGGGCUCCACAAAACGAUGGAUUUGCUACAAUAAAAUGACUUGGCUGAAUGAAUGGCACAUCCGUUUCAAUGUUGGUCAAUCAGUGAUGAGCAAAUUAAGAGGAAUUGAUUGUCAUUUCUAUGGCAGUUCUAUGCUUGGAUUAAGUGAAGACUUUUCAGACAUCGAUAUUUAUGCUGCUGAUAACAACAUGGAAAGUUUAAUUAAAGCUUUGUUAGAAAUUGAUCCGAAAGCUUUCGCCUCGAAGAAACCACAUGAAUGCGUUAGUUUGACAUUUCAGUCCCUUCCUAUUGAUGUCACAAAUUUCCAAGGUGGUGUUAUAAAAUCUUACGGACUUGCAGAAGUGUUUGAUGAGAAUGAAGGUUUAUGGCCAGCACUUCGUGUGUUGAUUGAAUGGGGACGAACAGUUAAUAUAAUUAAAUCUGGUGGUAGUCAAGGUAUCAUGACAGUAAUCUCAUUUUGUCACAUGUUCGUGUACUGUGCGACUAAACAACCUCCAAAGCUCGCCACAAAAAUAACGCCUUACACAAUAACAAGAAUCAGCGGAUGGAUUGAUUCAUGUGAAAAGACAAAUUGUGGAAAUUUGAUUUACGAUUUCUUGAAUUUUCUAAGAGACCCGAAAAAUGGGCCGAUUGUUGGUAACAUGAAGGAUCCGUUUAAUGGCGAGCCUUUGAUUCGCAGAGAUUUGUUUGAUGAGCUUAACAAGAAUGCAAAUAUCGCUCUUUAUAUCCUCGCUCUUCAUGAUGGCGACAUUAGAAAAAUGUUUGAGUUUUCUACCAAAAAGCGUCUCUUCAAAAUCCACAAACAAUACUUGGAUCCAACAACUGCAACUGAACUUCUAAAAGAACAAGCACUUAACCAUAUCCGAGCGAAUUGCAAUCCCAAUAAUUGUCAACAUUUAACAUUUGAGCUUUUAAACCGAAGUGGUUGCUUUUAUCUUGAAGUUUUCGGCGAACACAAUCAUUUAGGAGUUGUUGAGAACUUCCUCAAGAAAAUCCACAAAAAUUUUUUGGGUUACUCCUAUCGUAAAUUGAUUCGAAAUAAAGCUCAUCACAUUAAAAGUGCGACAAUGUUAAUUCCUGAAUAUAAUCAUGGCAUUCUAACACAAUUCACAUUUGCACCUAUUCAAACUCCCCAUUUUAUGCCAAAACAUACUGGAAACUUAUUGUUAGCUUUAGUGAUGCGUGACAGAGAAAAGAAUUUGAAAUGGGAAGAAGAGGAAUAUCAAAGAUAUUGCAAUCGAUUCUUACAUCAAUUGGAGAUUUAUGAAAGUAAGAAAAGAAAUGCAAAACGAGGAACAAAUGCUUGGCGUUUUCUUGGUGAAUUAAAAUGUACAAUCCGCACUGGAAAUCAUUACUUAUUUAAUGUUCCAUCAUCAAUAAUUAAUUCUUUUGAGACAAUAACAUUGUUCCAUAUUGAAAGACAUCUUUCAGUAAGAGAAGAAGAAUUAACUUUGGAAUCAGAAAAUAAAAUAUUGAGCGAAAUAAUGACUUAUAACAAAAAUACUUUAUUUCAACCAUCACGUCAGCAGCAAAGCUUUGAAGAUAAAAAACCAUUAGAGUUGAUGCAAUUACAAGAAUGGAAAAAUCGCAUUCAAAACAAAGCUUCAAAAACAGCCCAUGAAGUAAAACCAGUUGACAUAAAAUUGAGGACAGAUAAGAUGCGUCAUUCAUUCUAUCCAUUGUAUAAAUACAGCAGUCAUGACAAGGCAAUUGAAUUUGCAAGAUUGAAUGGCUUUAGAGAAGUUCAGACGACACUUGAUGAUAAUUAUACAUCAAUAUCGAUACUUUGGCGACAACGUGAACUUCGAGUGUUGACAACCUUUGAUGGAAUGAUCAAAGAAAUCAAGUAUCGUACAACACGAUGGCUUUCAACAUCAUUCUUAAGAGAAGAUCUUGCUGGUGAAAAUGAUGUAAGAGUUUAUCUACAAAGUCAAUCAAUGCUUGAUGAAGACGAUUCUUGUCUUGAAACGGUGAUUGCUUUCUUAGAAGGUCGAUCAAUUUUUCGACCAGAAUUAAUGGACCAAAUCAAAAAUUAUAACGCAACUGGAAAUCUCACGGAAUGUUUCACUUCAAUUCCAUUGAUUCAGGAUAUGUUUCGAUUUAAUUGGCGUUUUAAAACAAUGCGAUACAUCGUCGCGUUGCGGAAAUUUAUUAAUUCAUCAAAUGAUGUCAUUUUACUUUGCGAAGUGCAUGAUGGAAUAUUUAUAGCCGAAACUCGCGAGUACGAAUGGUUCCGAAGCCACAAAGAAUUUGUGAUUAAAUUAAAUGUUGCCAAUAGAAGUAGCCAAGAGUUAUGUCAAGACUCUUAUUUGAUGGCCUUAAAACUUUUCAAAGCAACAAAAUAAUAAUGAGCAAAUAUGAUCAAAACUUAAUGAAUUAUACUUAAUAGAACUGAUGUAAAAGCCUUUUUUUACAAUUGAAAUAAAUAUUUUUGACCUAAAAGAACCUCAUUUCAUUUGAG